Messenger RNA from Acaulospora morrowiae, 1087 nucleotides. The record is from the annotation of a GenBank genome assembly. NCBI's taxonomy places the organism in Eukaryota, Fungi, Glomeromycota, Glomeromycetes, Diversisporales, Acaulosporaceae.
AGUAUAAUCCUUCUUAUCAGAGUUACUCGUCCGGAAACUACAAUAACAAUUCAAGUCAAGGUUAUAGCAGUUAUGGCGCUGGUGGAUUUAUGACUCCAGGUGGCGAAGGUCCAGUUUCACGGCGAGAUUCAGAGGGAAGGUCUUCCGACCGUGGUGCGAAAACAGUUCGUUCCGUCACAAUUAGGCAGCUCUUGAACUGUGACUCCAGUCAUUCUGAUGGUGAACAACUGCUUGAUGGAAAACCACUUAGCCUUGUCACAUUUGUCGCAAAAGUACAUAACAUUUCUCCAAAAAGUGCUUUAGUUGACAUUACCGUUGAGGAUGGUACUGGUUUUAUUGAAGUGAAGCUUUUCUCUAAUAACGAUAAUUUAAACGAAGAACAGGAAAGGAUCAUGAAUGUUCCCAGUGAUAUUAAAAUUAACAGCUAUAUAAGGGCAUCCGGGACUCUGAAAGAAUUUAAAUCUAUUAAAAGUUUUAUUGCAUAUUCCAUCAGGCCGAUAACUGAUCACAACGAGAUUAGUUACCACUUUAUUGAAGUUAUUCAUACUCACCUUUCAUUAAUUAAGGGCAAUAACAAUCGAAUGUCCCAAGGUAGCGCUUCUACAAUUACCGGCUCGGUAUAUGAUCCUUCUCAGGUCAAUAAAAACAACUCUAAUACGGGAGCAUUUACGAGCAAGCUCCACAAAGAGGUUUUUGAUCUUGUCGCCCGAAACGCAGACAAUGAAGUUGGAAUGAAAAUUGAUGACAUCUGUCGUGCGUUGGCUUUUCAAUAUGGAUCUGAUAAUAAUGUUAGGAAUGCGAUUGAUGAUCUAGUUAGCGAAGGUCAACUUUAUAAUACUUCAGACGAUAACCAUGUUCAAGUCACUGGUGCAAUGAAAGCGCAUAAUUCUUACACCACUUCUGGAAACGAAGAAUAUUCUCUGUUUAAUUUCGGCUUGGAUUCUCGACUUCGUCCCAGAAUACCGAGAAACACGAUUAUCAAUUUUGUCCCACAGCAGGAGGCAUGGAUCAUAGAACGUUUUGGAAAGUUUGAUCGAUUGUUGCAGCCAGGUCUUGCAUUUGUAAUUCCUUUCCUUGAACGUAUCAA